UACAGUUAAUUUGAUAAGGUAAAGAGUUGUGCAAACAUUUCAUAGUGGUGGACGCGUAGUUAAUAAAAUGGACAAAUAUUUUGAAGAAAAACGGAUACUAGUCACAGGAGGAUGUUCAGGUAUCGGGAGAGGUGUUGUUUUAGAACUAUGGCGGUUGGGUGCGAAUGUCGUAGCGUUAUCAAACCAAGCUGAAAACCUUUACAAAUUGAAAAGUGAAUAUCCGUCAAUAGAGACCGCCUGCGUCGACGUUCGCGAUUGGGAUAAGACGCGUCAAGUCGUUGAUUCCCUCGGAGUUUUCCAUGGACUGGUCAAUUGCGCGGGAGUGGGAUUAAUGGAGCCAUUUCUAGAGUGUAAGCCGACAACUUUUGAUGAGUCUAUUUCUAUUAAUGCAAAAGCUAUUCUCAAUAUAUCCCAAGUUGUCGCAAAGAAGAUGAUUGACAAUAAAAUCAAAGGCUCCAUAGUUAGCAUAUCUUCACAAGCGUCAAAGGCGGGAUUCCACGACCACGUGGCAUACAGCGCGUCUAAAGGCGCGGUGGAUGCGAUGACACGGGUAAUGGCCGUUGAACUGGGGCCUCACGGUAUACGCGCUAACGCCGUCAACCCAACAGUGGUACUAACGGAACUGGGCCGCGAAGUCUGGGCGGACCAAACGAAGGCAAAACAGAUGAUGUCCAAAAUACCACUUGGCAGAUUCAGUGAAGUGCACGAGGUGGUGAAUGCAAUAAUAUUUCUGCUGAGUGACAAAGCGAGCAUGAUAAACGGAGCCCAACUUCCCAUCGACGGUGGAUUCUUAGCGACGUAGUUAUUAAAGAAAUUGUCAAAAUAUUGGCUGUUAACGAAUAAUUCCUAACUAAUUAAUCCUAAUCCCAAAGAUAUCCUAUAAAUACGUUACAAAGAGUAUAUCAAAAAUUAUUUCUAAUCUCAACCAAAAUAUUAAACAAUAUUUAAGGACAUCAAAUAAAAAUGGACAACUUUAAUUUUACCUGGUUUAUUGUGCCAAAGGAAUUAAUACAUACUGGACAUAGAAAACAAUGCAAGCAUUAACAAUUUAUAUAAUAGAAGCAUAAUUAUAUGCUAAGAGCUAUAAUUGCCAGCACGGGACAGUUGUACAACAAACACAUUCACGUAAAUAAACCUCGGUCUAUGUCACAUUAAUAGGAUAACUUCAAGUCUGGAGGGAACUGUCGCAUCCCGCACCUUAAAUAUACAAGUAUUUAUAGAUCCAAAAGAAGCUGUACCCUCUAUUUACCAUAAUAUCCUACAACUAAACGAUUCGUUCCCUCCUUUCGUCUCACACGCGGACCCCAUUUCAUAUAACGAUAUCAGCGUCUGUACAUGAAGACAGGCUACACAACAAACAGAGGCAAUCAAAUUAUAAUAUGCAAUAAAAUAGCCAAAUAAUGACUAUACUCUACCACGACGCAUAUGCAAUGAGACGCUUACAGCGCCAAACGAAUCGAUGUGGCUAUUUUCCUUACAAAAAUUACAGAGUGCGAAAACAGUCUCGAUGAUAAAAUAAGUUCCAAACAAUACAUUUUUCUUUUAACAAAGAACAUUUUAAAUCCGCGAAUCAAGUAUAUAUUAACAUGUGAAAUUUUUACAACUUCUAUUAUUAUUUGAUGUAGUGUUAGGCCCUACAAGGCAAAGUAAAUCUUCGAAAACUAGACGACUUACGCAACAAAAACUCACACAACGACAUUUCAAUCUGCCAAAGAUAGUUGCUCACAACCUGUUUGUCAAAUUCAUUGUGAGAAAAGUCACCGAAAU
Papilio xuthus (Asian swallowtail) is the source of this 1767-nucleotide messenger RNA. Its product is annotated as L-xylulose reductase-like. Lineage: Eukaryota; Metazoa; Arthropoda; Insecta; Lepidoptera; Papilionidae. The transcript is spliced from 5 exons. The coding region runs from base 68 to 802 and encodes 244 amino acids. Gene Ontology annotation, molecular function: carbonyl reductase (NADPH) activity; L-xylulose reductase (NADPH) activity. The record is from RefSeq and is a predicted model, not a curated record. Gene Ontology annotation, biological process: xylulose metabolic process; glucose metabolic process.